Kuraishia capsulata CBS 1993 is the source of this 1758-nucleotide messenger RNA. RefSeq lists its product as uncharacterized. NCBI's taxonomy places the organism in Eukaryota, Fungi, Ascomycota, Pichiomycetes, Pichiales, Pichiaceae. Gene Ontology annotation, molecular function: tRNA binding; lysine-tRNA ligase activity; ATP binding. Gene Ontology annotation, biological process: lysyl-tRNA aminoacylation. The record is from RefSeq and is a predicted model, not a curated record. Gene Ontology annotation, cellular component: cytosol; cytoplasm. The coding region runs from base 1 to 1758 and encodes 585 amino acids. The transcript has a single exon.
AUGUCUGAGGUUAACGAAGUUGCUGAGGUUUUGCAAAAAACAUAUCUCGAUGAGGUCACUGGUGAACAAAUUUCCAAGACCGAGUUGAAGAAGAGACAAAAGCUUAGAGCUCUGGAGGCCAAGAAGGCCGAGAAGGCUGCCAAAGCCGCUGCCACUGCUCCAAAGGUGAAUAAGAAUGCGGACGAUUUGGCCGAUCUCAAUCCCAACCAGUACUUUGAGAUUCGUUCAAGACAAAUCGACGAGCUCAGAAAGCCCCACACGGAAACCAAUCCAUACCCCCACAAGUUCUCCGAGACUAUGAGACUGGAUGUGUUCCAAAAGGAGUAUGCUCAUCUUAAGAAGGGCGAAACUCUGACCGACAUCACUGUUGCUGUUGCGGGAAGAGUCAUGGUCAAGCGUGAUGUUGGUUCUAAGUUGAAGUUCUACAGUGUUCAAGGAGAGGGUGUUUCUGUCCAGAUCAUGGCCCAGGCUCAGGAUGCCGAAGGAGACUACCAGCAAAUGAACGACCGUAUUAGAAGAGGAGACAUUAUUGGUGUUGUGGGAUACCCAGGAAGAACCAACCCAGCCAAAGGUGGUGAGGGUGAGGUCUCCGUGUUCGCCAAGACCGUCAAAUUGCUGACUCCAUGUUUGCACAUGUUGCCUACCGAGCACUACGGUUUCAAGGACCAGGAAGCUAGAUACAGAAAGAGGUACCUGGACCUGAUCAUGAACAAGUCAGUUAGAGACAAGUUUAUUGUGAGAUCUAAGAUUAUCACCUACUUGAGAAGGUUUUUCGACUCCAGAGACUUCAUUGAGGUUGAGACUCCAAUGAUGAACGUGAUUGCUGGUGGUGCCACUGCCAAGCCAUUUAUCACGCACCACAACGAUCUCAACAUGGACAUGUACAUGCGUAUUGCUCCAGAGCUGUUCCUGAAGGAGCUGGUUGUCGGUGGUAUGAACAGAGUGUACGAGAUCGGCAGACAGUUCAGAAACGAGGGUAUUGACAUGACCCACAACCCUGAGUUCACCACGUGUGAGUUUUACCAGGCCUAUGCAGAUGUCUACGAUUUGAUGGACAUGACUGAGCUUCUGUUCAGUGAAAUGGUGAAGGAGAUCACCGGUGAUUACAAGGUUACCUACCACCCAGACGGCCCUGAGGGCAAAGCUUUGACUCUGGACUUCUCCAGACCUUGGAAGAGAAUCAACAUGAUCGAAGAGCUCGAGAAGGUUUUCGACGUCAAGUUCCCUGCUGGAGACCAACUUCACACCGCAGAGACUGGUGAGUUCUUGAAGAAGAUCCUCAUCAAGCACAAGCUCGACUGCCCUCCACCUCUCACCAACGCGAGAAUGUUGGACAAGCUGAUUGGAGAACUCGAGGAUACCUGCUUCAACCCUACCUUCAUCUUUGGCCAUCCACAGAUGAUGUCCCCAUUGGCCAAGUACGACCGUGACGUCCCAGGUUUGUGUGAGAGAUUCGAGGUGUUUGUUGCUACCAAGGAGAUCUGUAACGCUUACACCGAGUUGAACGACCCAUUUGACCAGAGGGCCAGAUUCGAAGAGCAGGCCAGACAGAAAGACCAAGGUGACGACGAAGCCCAAUUGGUGGACGAGACCUUCUGCAAUGCAUUGGAGUAUGGUCUACCUCCAACUGGAGGAUGGGGAUGUGGUAUCGACAGAUUGGCCAUGUUCUUGACAGACUCCAACACCAUCAGAGAGGUUUUGCUCUUCCCAACGUUGAAGCCAGAUGGUUUGGUCAAGGGAACCGAAAAAGCCAAUUAG